AUGGCGGAAAAUCGAAAACCGAAAACGUUGACAAUUGAGCAAAAAUACGAAAUUCUUCAGAUGUUAGAAAGAGGUCAAACUCGGAGAAUCGUAGCAGAAAAAUACAAUAUUUCAAGUGCCUCCGUGAGCUAUAUAUAUUUACACAGAAAAGAGAUUAAAGAAUAUUUCGAAACCAACCCAGUGAUUACCAGCUGUGUCACACAACGUUUAACAUUGUCACAGUCAGUGAAUUUAGACAGAGUUCUUUACCAGUGGUGCAUACGAUGUAUGAAGAAUAACGUAGGAAUAACAGGAGUAGAAAUACAGAAAAAAGCUCUGGAACUUAAUGAAAAAUUGAACAGAGAUUCUUAUUUUAAAGCCGGUGAAAGUUGGUUACAAAAUUUUAGAAACCGUCACCAUAUUAGUCAUACAGAUGUCAGGCAAGAUUUUCCAAUCCCAACUACAGCUGCAGCAGACACCUUCAAAGUUGAUUUUAACACACUUUUGCAAAACGAGGGGUACACAUUGGAGAACGUUUACAAUGCCAAUUACACAGCAAUAAUGUGGAAAGCAGUACCAAAAGAAACUUUGACUUUUCGCCAUGCGAAAUCGACAUCAAGCCAAAAAAUGUGCGAAGAUCACGUUACUACACUUUUUUGUGCAAAUGCUACCGGAUGUCACAAGUUGCCGGUAUUA
Messenger RNA from Bombus pyrosoma, 675 nucleotides. RefSeq names its product jerky protein homolog. Gene Ontology annotation, cellular component: nucleus. The record is from RefSeq and is a predicted model, not a curated record. The annotation marks the transcript as partial. Lineage: Eukaryota; Metazoa; Arthropoda; Insecta; Hymenoptera; Apidae. Gene Ontology annotation, molecular function: DNA binding. The transcript has a single exon.